AUGAUAUUUCAUGAUCUGGCCAUGGAAGUAGAAGACUAUAUUUCAAUUGGUGAACAAGUUAAUGAUAAUAAAGUCAAUGAACUAGGAGAGGCUUAUCCAUCAAUACAUAUCAGAAGCCAAUUAUGUCGUCCAAAGGGAACUCAAUCCAAGAAAGCUGAGAGAUUCGCUGUUGAUGAUAUCUGUAUCAGAAAAAGAGGUACAUCCUCGGCAAUUAUGUGCCAGACACUCCCAAAGAAUAUAUUUUCCAAGCUAGAUUCAACGGCAUACAUUUCAUUUUUAGCGGAAGUUCGCAGACCUAGCCUGAGCGAAUCCCAGCCAUCAUCUCGCACACAUAGCCGAUCUCAAAAUGAGGUUUUUUAUCUUCAGUUGCAAAGCCUAUCUAUUGAAGUCCCAAUUACUGUGAAGCAACGUUCAAAAUCAGCCGAAUUAAGUCGAUUAUUUAGUUCAUCAAGUCCUCAGAGACCACCAAUCUAUUUUCCAGUACUACCCACAUUAAAUGAAAGACUCUUACCAAGCGAACAGAGGCUUUGUAGGCUAGACAAAAGACUGGUAGGAUGGGUAACCCAAACAAACCCAAUCAUGGAACAAUGGGAGAUUUAUGCUCGUGUUCACAAUCAUAUGAGGGGUUCAUUUGAUAGCAAAUGGGUGAUGAAACGGUUAAAUUCAAUUUAUCGCAGUAAAUCAUCAAACAGAGAUUUAUUGUUAAAGUGCCGGAUAUACAAUCGCCUUGAGAGAAUUAAGAAUAAAGAAAUUAGACUAGAUAGGACCCCAUGGGUUGAAGAUAAAUCUUUUGGGUGA
Molecule: messenger RNA, 798 nt
Organism: Blumeria graminis f. sp. triticale
Lineage: Eukaryota; Fungi; Ascomycota; Leotiomycetes; Helotiales; Erysiphaceae
Source: the annotation of a GenBank genome assembly